Molecule: messenger RNA, 154 nt
Organism: Dentiscutata erythropus
Lineage: Eukaryota; Fungi; Glomeromycota; Glomeromycetes; Diversisporales; Gigasporaceae
Source: the annotation of a GenBank genome assembly
UGGUCUUUAAGGGCGAUUCUUUUGGAUUGGUCGAAGGGCUCUUAAACAGGGCUGAACAUUUAAUGGAUAGUUCGAUCAGUAAAGAGUAUAAAAAUCGCUUGGUAAAGGCUCUGAGCGUGUAUAAUAACUUCGCACAUUGGGUUGGUUUGGCCCC